This is a messenger RNA of Prorocentrum cordatum, 343 nucleotides long. NCBI's taxonomy places the organism in Eukaryota, Dinophyceae, Prorocentrales, Prorocentraceae. The record is from the annotation of a GenBank genome assembly.
AUGUGGGCCAAGUCGGCCAGCUCGGAGGGCGUCGAGAGUAGUUUCGAGGGCGCCGACAGUGGCCUCUUUGACCUGGCCUUGGGCGGCGGAUGGGAAGCUGUGGUGGGCGACCUGCAUGGUGAGGUGGCGUCGGCCUUGUGCGGGGUGGUUCCGCUGAGCGAGGGGCCCGACCAGGUCGCCAGGGACGGCGGGGAAUUUGCGGCGCUCGUGCUGUCCAGGAGUGCUGCCGUGGCGCCUGGCGUUCCAGUUCGUGCUGACUGUGCUGGCACCUCGAGCUGCGCAGAGCGGCUCGGGCGUGGCGCCUGGGCCGACGAGCGGCUGGCCCAGAGGUGGUCCGAGAUCG